Molecule: messenger RNA, 1962 nt
Organism: Vespula pensylvanica (western yellowjacket)
Lineage: Eukaryota; Metazoa; Arthropoda; Insecta; Hymenoptera; Vespidae
Exons: 4
Coding region: 475-1884 (469 amino acids)
Source: RefSeq, a predicted model, not a curated record
UGAAUUUUAAAAGAAUAAAUCGGUGUUGCGGAAAAGGGAAUCGUUCGAAUAGAAAAAGAAAAAAUAUUAACAGGAUGCGAGGAUUUCGAGAUAAAUCAAAGAACGAUUCGUUUAAAAGCGAGUGUCCUAGAUUCAUAGGCUAUAUCGUAAUAUCUCCACCUUCCUUCGACACUACUUCUUGACGGUACCGAAAGGAAAGGAAACCGCCAAUGCUUCCCAUUUGGUUUGCUUUGGAAGACAUCGUAGCACGUAUCCACACAGCCACUUUCAUUGUUCUUUUAUCUGCCUUAGCUUCAAGAAGUCAUAUAAGUUGAUUCUAACCAUCACUGACUUCUUUUUUUUUACCGACUGCUACUCGUAUAUCUUGAAUUUGAAUUUGCGUUACCGAAGGAGGACAAGAGAAAGAAGAAGGAGAAACAUUUUUUUAUUGCUGAUUUUUAAGGAGAAAGUUGAUCUGGAAAAUUCGAUAGAGUUAUGCCAUCGUACAAGAUCAAAAUCUGGCCAUUGUUGUUGAUGUUAAUAUUUAUUACGUUCGAUUGGACGACUUCAGAGAGUGAUACAACAAUUGGAAACAGAGAUGGUUGCGGUGAAAGAUUGGAACGUGCUUUGGAUGCACUUCAGAGAGAUUCGAAUAGAAGAAGGAAUAGAUUAGAAGAGGGAGAAGGUCGAGAACCAAAUUAUCAAGAAGAAUUACGUUCGGCGCCAUUAGCAAUGACGAUUUCACGGAUCGCAGUUAAGUUUCCACAGAGUGGAAGAAGUCGAGGAAGUUCAUGGGCAAGAGUAGAAAAAUGUUUUUUCGAACCUUCGAAUAAUUCAUUAAAAACCAGAGUAACAUUCAACGAUUUAUCGGUAUCGGGAACAGUAUCGUUGUUGAUGAGAGAAGAACGACGAUCUCAUAUACCUUUAGAAUCAUGUAGAAUGACUCUACGUUUGAGACAAGCUGGUAUAGAUAUUUUCACUGGUACAAUCGCCAGAGCUCGUGGACAAAUGCGAAUACGUACGGAAUCGAGUUUUUUGGAGCCACGAUUUGCUUCGCUCUACGCUUAUGGAUGUCAUCCACAUCGUCAUGACAAACAGCUUAAAAGACAGGACAAAUGGCCACCGUAUUAUCCUCCUCGUGACGAACUUUCUGUAUUAUCAGCUGAACCACGUCGCUUAUUCACCGUCUCUGAGGAUGUAGAUCUUUCAAUAGCAAACGAAAGUCGAAUUGCACGUACUUCAAGUGGACAAAUAAGAAACUUAGGUACCUGGAGAAAUAAUCUUUGGAUCACUAAAUCAGCUGUACGUCGAAGAAGAGGUAUUACAAAACGUAAUACGAACGAUUUAACAACGACUGCGAAUAAAAAAGAUAAAGAUAAUACCGAGGAUCGUCAAGGAUCUAAUAAAUCCUCAACAGAGAUCGAGAUAACACCGAGUGAUUUUGUAACUGCAUUGGUCAAUGGUAAAAAACUUUCGGAGGCCAAAGAAUCGACGAUCGAAUCAACGACGACAACCACGACUAUUGAUCUUCUUGAUCAUUCUGUUAAUUUAUUAAAAAACGAAACUAUCGACGAUUGCCAUGAAGAGAAAUCAAAUUUUAAAAGGGAAUAUACAUAUAAUGAAUCACCAAGAGUAGAAUCUAGAGAAACUCUUUUAUUGGAUGAAAAUAUUUAUGACAUUUUCAUGUCUGGUCUUAAUGACGAUGACGAAAACGUUGAUAAUAACGAUGAUGAUAAUGGUAAUAAUCGAAGCUGGCAAUCAAAAGAAUAUAUUGCCAGAGAAAUGGAAGAUAUUUUUCUUCGUGGUGCCAGUAGAACAUUGACCAGUUAUAUCGAACGACAAUUGCAUCCUGCUAUCAAGGAAGCUCUUAUGAUUUCUAUGGGAUAUACCAUUAGUUAUGGAUAGAUAUGUAGAUAGAUAGAUAUUACAUCGAAUCGGUGUAACUACAAUUAGUUAUUUAUUAGCAAUAAAUAUAUUAUUGUU